This is a messenger RNA of Terrapene triunguis (Three-toed box turtle), 1198 nucleotides long. RefSeq names its product collagen alpha-2(XI) chain-like. The record is from RefSeq and is a predicted model, not a curated record. NCBI's taxonomy places the organism in Eukaryota, Metazoa, Chordata, Testudines, Emydidae. The annotation marks the transcript as partial. The transcript is spliced from 11 exons.
GGCCUGUCGGGUGCUGCCGCGCUGUGUCUCCGGGACCAUCCAGGGGGGACCGGUCGGAGCGCGAGCGCUGACGUCUCUCUCUUUCAGGGUGAGCCUGGCGAGUCGGGGGCCCCUGGCAUCCCCGGGGAGCCAGGAGUCAAGGGCCCGCGAGGAGAGCGAGGGGAGAAAGGAGAAACCGGAGCCGCCGGCACAGCUGGACCCCCUGGAGGGAAAGGGCCCCCCGGAGAUGAUGGGCCCAAGGGAAACCCUGGUCCUGUUGGUUUCCCAGGGGAUCCGGGCCCCCCAGGUGAAAUGGGUCCCAGGGGCCAGGACGGGGCGAAGGGCGAACGAGGCGAGGACGGGGAACCCGGGCAGCUGGGCUCGCCAGGCCCGACAGGAGAGAACGGCCCCCCAGGUCCCCCAGGGAAGAGGGGCCCCGCAGGCUCCCCGGGUCCCGAGGGGCGUCAGGGCGAGAAGGGCACUAAGGGCGAGCCAGGCGCCGUGGGACCCCCUGGCAAGACCGGCCCCGUGGGGCCCCAGGGACCAGCCGGCAAGCAGGGGCCUGAUGGGCUGAGAGGCAUCCCUGGCUCAGUGGGAGAACAAGGCAAGCCGGGCGCGACGGGCCAGACGGGCCCCCCGGGACCUGUGGGCCCCCCGGGGCUGCCUGGCCUCAAAGGGGACUCCGGACCCAAAGGAGAGAAGGGCCAUCCUGGUCUGAUCGGUCUGAUCGGGCCCCCGGGCGAGCAGGGAGAGAAAGGGGACCGGGGCCUGCCUGGCCCGCAGGGCUCCCUGGGGUCGAAAGGAGAGACCGGGAUCCCUGGUGCUACUGGCCCCAUCGGCCCCGCCGGGCCCCCGGGACUUCCUGUGAGUGACCUUUGACCUUCCCCUGUGCCUCACCCCAUGGCCCCCCUGUCUGAGCAUCACCUGUAACGUGCCCGUGACACUACGGGGUGCAGUCCAGACUGGGGCAGGGGCUGUGUCACCGCCUGCCCGGUAUCCUGGGGUGCCCUGCGGUGCCUUGCUGCUGGAGCUCCCAGCCUGGACCCCCCAUGGCCCCCCCAGCAUGUUCCCCCCGAGGGCUGGGUACAGCCAUCCCCUGCCAGCCAUUCGCAGGCCACGCCCAGCCCCCACCAGACUGGGUUAGUGCUGCAGGGUGACCUCAGCCCGCUCCCUGCCCCACCCUGCCCCCCAGACCAUCUGUUCUGCACUGCCAGCCACG